AUGUCGACUACAGUGAAACGUAAUGCAGCUCAAACAUAUGAACAACCGAUCUUCAGCGAUGAAGCGUUGUACCAUGUUAAACUUAUCAAUAUCGAAAUAUUAUCUCUUCAACUUCCGAUUGAUCGUCGAUUUCUGUCAAUUAUUUCUAAAUUUGAAAAUUUACAUUCACUUAAUGUAUGUAUUCCAACGAUAAUUUAUCAAUGGCAAUUACAAGCAUUGCUUGAUAAUUCACCUCGUCUAUAUUCAUUGUCAUUUGAAUCGUGGAACACUUCUACAAUACCACCAUAUCAAUGUACUUGUGUAUCAAUUUAUCAACUCAACGUACAAGGUUCUGGUCAAACUGGUUAUAAGCAUCGUUAUACUAGUAAACAAUGUUUAAAAUUAAGUCGAUCACCAUUAGGUAUUCAAUGUCGAAUAUUACAUAUUGAAGUCGAAGAACUCAAGUGUAUUUUGGACUUAAUUGAUUCUAUGAUUAAUCUUCGAACGUUGCACGUACUCUAUGAUUAUGAUAAACGUAGCAAUACGCUUGAUCUUGUCAAAGUCUUACAAGAUUGUUUGCCGUCAACAUGGACUGUAACUCGAGUUUAUUAUGGAAUUUUUAUUAUUAAAUCAUGA
This is a messenger RNA of Rotaria sp. Silwood2, 615 nucleotides long. The record is from the annotation of a GenBank genome assembly. NCBI's taxonomy places the organism in Eukaryota, Metazoa, Rotifera, Eurotatoria, Philodinida, Philodinidae.